AGUACAUCAACCAGCAAACAACUUUCGUGAAGGGACAGGACAGUCUGGUCGGCGCCACAGUUAGCCUCGGGUGUAUCAACAGUGAUGAUGCUUUCAGCGAUGAAAGAACGAUAAUGACGACAGUCUGCCGCAGUGACGGGACCUGGGAUCCGCCAUUACAGAACUGUUCAGUCAAGUGUCCUAAGCUUACUGUCCCACACGCAACUGUUGUCAUCGACACAUCAGACCCUUACAAGGCAAACGUCACCUGUUACCAUGGACACCGUCUUCCCGAUGGUAACGUGUCUGCUGUAGCCAUCUGCACGAACCGAAGCUGGACAGCGCUGGACUGUCAUCUCCCUGUAUGUGAUGACAUCACACUACAAAAUGCUACCGUGGAGCUGACAUACGUGGAUGAAGUUGCCAUAGCAACGAUAAGGUGUAAUGGAUCCAAUCUUUUCUUGGAUCACAGCACAGAGCGAGUUCACGUGUGUGUGGGAGGAGCCUGGACACCCAGUCUGCAGGACUGUGCAGGAAUAUGUGACGUCACCCGGUUGACUUCUCUUUACAAGGUGAACGUCACCAACCUAACAUCAUCUGAACGAAGCUUUUCUAUUCAGCGUAGACUGUGAAGCCGGGAUAUGAAUUUCCUGACCAGUCACAGUCGAAGGUGUUUGUCUGUCAGGAAGACAUUUGGUACCCUGAACCUGUCAACUGCUCUGGUAUGUCUGGUUUCAAAGCACAUAAGAAAAAACUUCAGAAGUCGUAGUCA
Pomacea canaliculata is the source of this 751-nucleotide messenger RNA. RefSeq lists its product as uncharacterized. The record is from RefSeq and is a predicted model, not a curated record. The transcript is spliced from 4 exons. The coding region runs from base 114 to 611 and encodes 165 amino acids. Lineage: Eukaryota; Metazoa; Mollusca; Gastropoda; Architaenioglossa; Ampullariidae.